UUUGAGAAAGCAGACAUGGUUUUCAGGGCUCAAACCAUCAGCAAAUUGCCGCUGGCUCGCAGGAGCAGCGGCUGCCGCGGGUGGCCGGGAGCUGUGCCGGAUCUCUGGCCGUGCUCGCUCCCUCCCCGUUUACUUUCGCUUCCCAAGCAGCCCGUGACCUCUGCUCAGCCAGGCGGGGAGGAGGAGGAGGAUCGCCCCGCGCGGGACGGGUGCCGGGCACGGCACAACCCCCGAAACCGAUGGAUGAUGCUCUACAGAAGAUAUCAGUCGUAUUGUCAUCGGCUGCAGCACGACAUGUAUUUCCUGACAAGCACCAGCCGACUGAAUGAGCAAGUGGUUGAUAAAAUUAUUCUUCAGCUUAACAGAGUCUAUCCCCAAAUUCUUACCAAUGAAGAAGCAGAAAAGUUCAGGAAUCCAAAGGCAUCACUCCAUACCAGACUCUCAGAUCUGUUAAAGCACCUUCAAAAGAAAGGAGACAGACACUGUCAGGAGUUUUACAGGGCUCUGCAGAUCAAUGCUGAACAGCUGUUUAAUGACCUGCCAAGUAGGAAAAUCUUGAAAACCCCAGAUCCCACAGAGAUAGACACUGACAAGGAGCAAUAUAUGCUAAAUGACAGGGGCCCAGUGUUCUUCCUGGCCUGUUUCAGCGUGGCUGCAGGACUUGCCCUCUUUUGGUAUUGCUGUAACUCAGAUACAAAAGUCAUAGGAAGAGCCAGGAGAAUCUUGGGCUUUUCUCCUAUUAUCAUAAGAAGACAUGUUAGAAAUAUUUGUAUGUUGUAUUUGGAAGACAUAUCAAGAGAAUAAGGAAGAGCUGCCUCUUCGCCUGUCUGUGCAGUAACCUGCCAAGGGAAGCCAACGGUGCAUCAAUAUUAAUCUCCUGUACUCAUACCAAAGAUUUUAUUAACUAGCUUCAUCAAUAAUUGCCUUGCCUCCAGAUGUAUUCAGAAUUUCAGCUAUAAAUGUCCUUCCCUCUGGGAACGGACCAUUUAUUUUUGUAAAUGCUUAUUUUAAAAUAUUUAUCGUUUGGAUAAAAAAGGUAUUUUUUAAUACAAGCUUUAAAACGAUCUCCUAAGUGAGGGUCUGAAGCCAUGUUUGCAUAUGUGUUUUAUACUGGAACGAAGGAUCACAACUGUUUGAAGAAUGCUAGCCUGUCUUUUGUGGUAAUUAAUUUAAGAAAAGUACUUCAAACAAACACAUGCACUCAAAGCCUUAUUAAGAAAUGGAUCUCCAUUUCAGAACUGUUUUGUCUAGAUCCUUUUUACUCCCUGCCCUGAGCUCAAGUGUGAAAAGUUUAUGGGUGCCAGUUCUCUUUGUGUCUGCCUUGUACUCAGUGUGUCUUUGGAUUCCCCGCUGGUGCCUCAUCCCGGCCUGUUCCUGGUCAAACCCUGCUGGCCCUGGUUUGAAUGCCCUGGAGCUGGUGCUGACUGGUUCCAGGCCCACAGAGGGUCCCAGGGACUGGAAUGUCUGACCUGAAGCACUUCAGACUACCAAGAUGUUUAAGGUUUAUUUAGUUCUCCCUUUCCCAGUGAAGUGCUUUGCACUCUGUGGCUAAGAAAUGGAACUAAUCCAAGAUACUUUGCAGUGACUUAAGUGUCAUGACAUGGGGCUUUUUUAUGGCCAGAAGUACUUGAAGACUCUGGGAUUGUUCAUAUGUCAUGUGAUGAUGUCCUCUUUUUCUUUUCUGUGAGUUGAAACCUGAGAAACUUGCAGAAACCAUUGUAAGAUAAAAUUCCUGAGGGAGAGGCAGGGAGUUGGGCUGCAAGUGAAGCAGCUGGGGGUUUCUGAGCUUGCUCCUGCCUCAGUCAGUGCCAAGGGCUGUGGAGAGUUCUUCAGUUACUGCUCAAGAGCAUCAGGAGCUUGGGGAGACCAUGACCUUGUACCUGGUGAGAAAGACACUUUUGUGGCUCUUCAUUCAGUCAGGAAAUUUCCAGAUCAAAUCAAAUGUCAUCUGAAUAAACAGAUACAGCACAAGUUACCAAGCACUGGAGGAUCACAUGUGAAAUUUUCAGUCAUUUCAAGUGUUUUUUUCAAAACAGACUGAAAAUUGUCUUUCAGCUUUAAACCUUAUUCAUGCUAUUAAAAUGUCAUCAUUGGGGACUUUUUAUAUAGGUAGGACAAGGGGAAAUGGUUUUAAACAGGCAGAGGGCAGGGUUAGAUAGUGGGAAGAAAUUCUUGGCUGUGAGGGUGGGGAGGCCCUGGCACAGGUUGCCCAGAGAAGCUGUGGCUGCCCCAUCCCUGGAAGUGUUCCAGGCCAGGUUGGAAUGGGCUUGGAGCAACCUGGUCUGGUGGAAGGUGAUCUGUGAUCUCCCCCAAAGGAAAUCUUGUAAUGACUGUGUUUCAUUCCAGUACAGCACUCUCUUGAUAGAGCAGCAAGGAUAUAGUCCAGGGGAGGAGUUGGGUGGCCAAAUCUCCCAGCUCCCUGAUGUCCCUGUGCCAGCAGUGUUCUGUGUCCACAGGCAGACAUGCCCCAGGAUCAGCAGUGGGCCAAGGGAUGCUGUAAACAUAUAAAAUCCUGGUUGCUGCAAACAUGGAACGAGGCAAAUGCCAUGGAACAAAAUAACACCCAGCAGAGAAGGUUUUUUGACUCCUUUCCCCUGCCCCCACCCCACCAGCUCAUGUGUCUCUUGAUCCCAUCUCAGGGAGGACUCUUAUUAGGGAGAAGACAUCAUAUUUCCUACAGAACUGGGCAGCCACGAGGCUCUGCUGCUUCCGUUACACAACGGCUGCUGCUGUGCUGCCUCCCAGCUUGGGGAGGGCUUUAAUCAUGGUCUCUUGUUUUCUCCCUGCCUUGCCUUGUCUUUAAGGUGAAAACAGAUUGUAUUUUUCUCCAGCAAAGCAGAUCUAGUUUAUAACAUUUAAAAUCAUCCCUCUCUCCACUGCUGCUUACCUCGUCUAGCUGCCCCUUCUUGAGGGACUAGAACUACCUCUGAAAGCUGAAGGGGUUUUAAAUCUUUGCUUUGAAGCAAAAUUUGAAACCUCAUUAGAGGAGCAGUAUACUGUUGUACACACAAAAAUCAUUAUUCCAAAUAAUACAGUCACACCUUAUUUUGAAGCAGAAGCAGAGGCCUUACUGCUCCCAGGCAGAUUCUUUCUUUUUAGCUUACCCCCCAUGGAAUAACAGGUUACAAAUUGUUGUGAGCUGCUGCUGAGACUUGCAGAAGUUAUCAGUGCCUUUCUGAAUCUGAAGAUGAGAACUUGCUGGACUGCCCUCUUGGGUCAAUCUAACCCUGUGCAGCAGGACAUGGUCCUCCUAGUGCCUUAAACAAUGCCUUCUUGGCAUGGAAACCACAUGGAAUCAGAGAGUCAUAUACUGGGCUCAGUUGGAAGGGACCUUAAGGACCAUCUUGUUCCAACCCUGUAGGCAGGGACACCUUCCACCAGCCCAGGUUGCUCCAAGCCCUGUCCAACCUGGCCUUGGACACUUCCAGGGAUGGGGCAGCCACAGCUUCUCUGGGCAACCUGUGCCAGGGCCUCACCUGGCUCCCAGGGAAAAAUUUCUUCCCAAUAUGGUACAGGGAAGUUUACUAAAGGCUAGAACUGUAUUUUCUCCCUUCCUGAGGUUGCUUGAGAUGAGGAUGCCUCUCAGGGGGGAAAAAAAGUGGUCUGGAAUGAGCUGUGCCAAGAUUUAGAGCUGGGAGGAGAGAGGAAAGAUGAGUCUUGGUUCAUCCCAGUGUUAAAGGACCUGACAACAAAGAAUAGAAAAUAAUCUGUUCCUUUAUGAGGGCCAGUUACUAAUUCCAAAAGUGAAGGUGAGGCUGCCUAUAAGACUGCCAUGUGCAUAGGUUGAGAGACAUUCUUGGAAGAUUUUUCUUUCAGAAGCUUCUCUGCAAGCACAUGCAGAUAGUGAUAGUUCUAUCUUCAGCUCCUGGAGGAAGCCUGUGUGUACCUGUGUGGGAGUCAGGUCCUUUUUGGCAACCAGUGUUAUGGACUUGGGAAUAAACCAAACAGGGUCUUGGAUGAGGCUGCUUAGCUGUAGAAUUCCAGUUUCCCUGGCAAGUCUAGAAUAUCUUGGCCUUUGCUGCUGAAACUGUGCUGGUAUUUAUUUAUAACUAUGCUUCACUCUGCAUGCAGGGACGUUGUCCUGGCUAGGUUGUAGGUGGGUACAUGUGCAGAGGGUGGGGGGCUUCCUUGUGAGUGCUGUGGUUCUUGUGCUGCAGGCAGGAAUUUCACAGGAGCUAAGGAAAAGCAGACGUGUUUCCAGCAUACCCUCUCUCACCUUGUGCAGCUCCCUGAAGAAGUUUUUGCGUAUCCCUGCAGCAUUGUGCCUUUAGUGGCAUUCCAGGCUAAGGAGCCAGAUGGUUGCUGGACAGGGAUGCUCUCCUGGAGGGCUGGAUGUGGCUGUCAGGAAGGAGAUCCUGCUCUGCAGCAGCUGCUCCCAUCAAGGACUGUCCCCCUUUGCUGCCAGGAGACUUGGGCACAAAUCCCGGGGGCACGAGGGUAGGGAAUGGAGGAUGAGCUCUGGGUUCUUCAGCCCCAGGACCUCCUGAUACCUAGCAAAGAAAUCAUCAUCUUCCCUGUUUUUCUUCCUAUGAAUGGGCAUUUUAAUUUAAGGUAAAGCUGAACUGCCUCUGACUGUCCUGGUGGUGAUGUUAGGGCUGUCUCUGUCCCAGGACAAGAGCUAUCCCGUGCGGUAACCCCCAGGCUGACGUGCAGGUGCUGGCCUGAGCCAUGGAAAUGGUUAAGGCAGAGUGAUGGGCCCAUGUGUGCAGAGAGCUGGGAAGUGAAGUGACAGAUCCUACAAUGAAUUUGCACAAUUCCAUUUAGAGCCAGAGUGCUAUUUAAAGGACUUGGUGAAGGAUGGUGUGCCUGCGAUCCGGAGUGGGCAUGAAGUGAUGAUUCAUUCUGGGAUGCACUGGGCUGUUCCAGAGCUGCUGGCUGGAGUUCACAAAGCUCCUGAGGCAAACUUAACUCCUUUUGCUUCUUUCAUUUGUUGUUAUUGUUCUCAUACUGUAAUAAAUUGGAAACAUGUUUGGUCCAAAUGUGCAAUUGUGGGUGCUUUUCCCUGCUAUUCUGUGUGCACAGAUGUUAUUCCAUGUUAUUCCAUGUUAUGCCAUGUCAUGCCAUGUUAUGCCAUGUUAUGCCAUGUUAUGCCAUGCCUCAGCUGUGCCCCAGCAGUGCUACCAAGGAGCAGUUUGCUGCACUUUGCAGAUCCUGUGCCUUGUAAUAAUGUCUCUGAACGUACGGCUCCCUGAAUCCUGUAGAAAUUCAUGAAUUUCUUUUUUUAACGGGGUAAAGCUGGCAAUUAAAUUGAAAUAAAAUCUGUUCUGAGAAAAGAA
Molecule: messenger RNA, 5276 nt
Organism: Pseudopipra pipra
Lineage: Eukaryota; Metazoa; Chordata; Aves; Passeriformes; Pipridae
Gene: CARD19
Product: caspase recruitment domain family member 19
Exons: 6
Coding region: 16-804 (262 amino acids)
Biological process (GO): regulation of apoptotic process
Cellular component (GO): mitochondrion
Source: RefSeq, a predicted model, not a curated record